AUGGAUCUUGACCCUCAGAGUUUCCGCGAUCACUGCCUCAUAAUCGUCGGCAGCGGUGGUGAGGCGGACGAAGUGCUGGCAAGAAGACGGAUAGCGGCCGGAGGUCGGCUCGUACAUGUGCUGACUCGUGGGCUGGAGGAUGAGCGUGUGAGCAUCUGCGCCACGGACAGACUUAGCUCCUGCUUCUUCUGGCAGCCGCCGCUCGGCGAGACCUCGAGCUUCGGGAAGCGCCUGGGUCCAUCUUUUCGCACCUACUGGAGCAAGACGGGCUCCGAUGCCGUCUCUCUUGGUGAAGAUCAGACUUUACAGAUCUACGGCUCUUAUGAUGGGCACCUGCAGCACCUUCGCAUUCUGGAUCAGGAGGAUGGCGCUGAGGUUGAGAUUUCGGGGCACGUUGUCCUGAACCCGGACCUGCAGACUGCGCGGGAGUUGUCUGUCGAGGUCGUCAACCUUGAGCUGAAAGCGUGUGGGACUUUUUCUUGGCGGUACGUGACAAUCUCGAUGGCCAUUCUGUUUCUGUGGCACGUCGUGCGGUGGGCAGUCAGUAUGCAUUUUGAACAGUGGGCACAGUUGGGUCAGUUCCCCUGGUGGCGUGGUGCCUUGGUCACCGUCAACGGGCUGGUGUUCUGCACAGCGGGUCUUCUCGAGACCUGGGCCGAAAGCCUUGCAGGCGAGAGACCCACAUGGCUGACCAACAUGAUCGGCAUGCUGCUAUGCCUGGUCUUUGCAGCCAUUGGGACGCGAGCGCACGUCGCAGAUUACCCGCUGUCUCUAAUGGGAGUUGCUGGCCUCUUCAUUGCAGCCCCCCCCUUGGUCUACUACCUCACGCGCGCAAGGCACACCCAACGUCGGCUGGUGCCCUGCAUGGUCUGGACUUGCGCCCAGGUCCUGGGCACGAUCGGAAUGUCCAUGUUUCAAGCGUCUGUGGUGGUGUUCUACAUGCUGCUGCUGGCGAACGAUCAGGCUUCGGCUGCAGCGGUCUUCAUGCCCGUAGCAACAGCCAUGGUGGAGACGGGCGGUGUGCUCUGCACCAAGCUGAUGUAUGAGCGGCUCGUUCUCACGAAGCGUCCAGCCGUGCCGGGCGACAUGUCAUACAUUGCCAUGCCCUACAUGCUGAUCUCAGCCCAUGCUUUCGCGGAGGCCGCACGGCUGAUCUCAGUAUUUGCUGGUGCGGUCACAUCCGGAAGGUUCAGCUGGCUCGGGUCCGCGGCACUAACGCUGGUCAUGAACAUUUGUACUCGCUUGGGGUGGACCAAGUACCUCGCGUAUCGAGUUCUGAAGCUUGCAAGCCCACGCAUGGCAACCAAUUUACUACCAACCGGCUGGGCCAAGCUGCAUGACGAGGUGAAGAUCUACGCAGGCUACUUCCGAUUUGUCGUGCCCUUGACUCUUGUAGCUGCCAGGGGUAUCAUCUACGGCGACAUCGUGCUGGAAGGUCCUAAGGCUCCAGCCUUCAACACAUCCGCCGCCUGCGCCCUUGUUGUCUUGCUCGCGCUCGAGAUAGUGGAGGAUAAGGUGGUUGUCAACGAGCUGCUGCCCAUGAGCCCUGUCUCCACGGAGAUGUUGGAGGCCGACCUGCCGCGGAAUAACGCCAAUCCGGCGAGGCUAAUCAGCGUGGAGCGAAGGCCAGGUGUUGGGAGACCAGUCACUGGAGAUGGAGUCUGGCGCGUGGGUGAGGUCAACGAACAGGGCAAUCGGUGCGCCUCCUCACUGGACGCUGUCUUGCCGCACAAGCCAGGGGAGGAGAUGAUAGGCCACUGCCAUUCACUGGGCUCCCGGCGCACGUCGCUCCGCUCCCGAGUCCGGCGGCUGCUAGGCCAAGAGCGAGCAGUGAUCCCUGCGCUCGCUCUCCAUGGCCUUCGCGAGAUGCCUUUCAUGGCCCAGCUCACAGCACUAGGAAUUACGUGCGAGGUCACGCUUUCCUUCAUCAAUGCAACCCUGAGCCCAAGCUUCCUCCGGGGACUCUGCGACGCGACGCCAGACUUUCAUCCCAUCGUGAUGCUGUGGUGGACACUUCCACUUGAAUGCUGA
Messenger RNA from Symbiodinium natans, 2031 nucleotides. Lineage: Eukaryota; Dinophyceae; Suessiales; Symbiodiniaceae. The record is from the annotation of a GenBank genome assembly.